UACCCCGGAUUAGUUGGGAUUGGACUCUAUAGUCCAAGAAGUUAGUCUGAAAUCCUUGAUUGGGAAAACACGGGAUUAGCUUUAAUGAGAUUAGCUAAUCCGCGCGUUGGAGAUUUUUCGGGACUGUGGAGAGGUGCCGAAUUCGGGUGGACUGCGCAAUCCUUCGCCUCCUCUUGCUUCCUCACUCACUCUCGCCUCCUUAGGUCCCGUCUCCAAAAAAGCAAGGAGAAGGAAGAAGAGCUCGGCUCGAUCUGACGCCGGUCGCCGCUUUCGACUUCCGAUCCCGAGACCUUCCUCCUAUAACCUUGGGGGAACUCGCCGACGAGCACCGAGAGCCUUGCGCCGCGGUUAGAUCUGCAUUUUUUGUCGGCUCCUCUCAUCAACCCCUGGAUCACUCGAUCUGCUCACCAGGUUCUCUCUCUAUCUCUCUCUCUCUCUCUCUCUCUCCCUCUCUCUCCCCUUCUGUAUCUCUAUAUCAUCUGGACGGCAGAGCUCCGAGCUCUGGUGGACCUUCAUCCUGUGCAUCGUCGUCCGAUUCAGUUGCUCACUACCAUCGGUGACUCGUCUCCGGUUAGUUCUUAAUCCCUACCUUUGAUUGGAAAUGUUUGAUCUUGUUAUGAUAUGGUUUCUGAUUGGAAAUGUUUGAUUUGGUUAUGAUUUGGUUUCUGGUUUGGUUUCUUCUUGUUUCUGAAUGUGCAUACUUCAUGUCAACCAUGAACAGUAAAGUCUUUUGCUUUAAGAUUACUUACGUUUCAUACUAAGCUUGAGUGAUGACGCAGUUAUUCUUUAGGAGAAUUAGUGAAGGAAACAUUGAUUUUGCUUUCAGAAUUGAGUCACUGUUCUAUAUAGUUGCUCAAGUUCGUGAUUGAGAUUUGUGGGUUUCAGUAUGACACUUUCUUGUAUCCUGUACUGUUUCUUGGUUAUACUUCUGUUUUGUUGUAGGAAUAUUUUGCAGCUUCCCUUUUUUGUGUACUUCUGAGUGCCCAAAUUGUUGUUGUAUUUGUCUCUUUGAGAUUUUGUUGUUCAUAUUCAUCCUUAUUGAGCUCGGUGGAACUUUGUCACUCUUUGUGUGAUAAACUAGGGAAGGUUCAUCAUGUUUAAUGCCCCCUGUAGUCUGAACAAUGUGUUUCUUUUUUGCUAUUUGAUAUAUUUUUUAGUAGGAUUAUGUAUGUGUAUCAACCAAAUGAGCUGAUGUGAUGUUUAACAUGUUUAUUUUGACCAGUAUUGUAAAUUUAAUUGAUUUUUUACUUACUCAUUAGUAAAUUUGCUAACAAGAUAGGAGUCAUAGGACUAGGAGAUCUGAACUAAUGAACCAACAUAGAUCUGGAGUACAUUGAUCAUCGAUUUCUUGUUUUAACAUGAAAAGAAUAUCAUCUAAUCAAGGCCAGAAAAUAUGGGAUGGCAAGAUACAUAUGUUUCCUGGAUGAUUAUCAUCUAAUCAAGGCCAGAAAAUAUGGCAAGAUAAAUCAGCAAAGAGCCAUUUCCUGGAUGGAUGGAAGGAAAUAGGAUUAGGGAUCCAAUUGUUUUAUACUAUGGAAAAGGGCAGCUCACAGGUUUUCUAGUAGAUCCUAAUGGGGUUCUUGAUGUGGACAUCAAUAUCUACCAGAUUACUUCAUCUGUGCACAUACAGUGGCACAAACUGUUUCAACCAGCUCAAGGGAAUUGCAAAUGCAGCACCUACAGUGCUCAAAGAAAUCAUGUCAGAGGAGCACAAACUAGGACCUAAUCACAGUCUUUAUCAUUCUUGUCUCCUGAAGAAUCAAGCCUCAUGUUUGAGAAAGCUGGCGUUACAGAGGCAGAAGUAGCUUAUGAACUAGUUGGGAUUCUGAGGAAGUAUAGACACCGGCGAAUUAAGGUUCCAAGAAUUAGGAGGUUUUCCA
Argentina anserina (silverweed cinquefoil) is the source of this 1880-nucleotide messenger RNA. Its product is annotated as fatty acyl-CoA reductase 2, chloroplastic-like. The coding region runs from base 1493 to 1726 and encodes 77 amino acids. The transcript has 3 exons. Lineage: Eukaryota; Viridiplantae; Streptophyta; Magnoliopsida; Rosales; Rosaceae. The record is from RefSeq and is a predicted model, not a curated record.